AUGUCAACAAAACACCUUUUCGAUCAGCUACCGGCACAACUAAAGAAUUUCUUUAAGAAGUAUCCACCAUCUAUCAAAUUUGCAGAUAAACCAGUAUCAACCCAUGCAAUCGAGGCCAAUCCCUUUUUACCCAACAAGCACCCAGUAACUGGUCGUUAUCACGAACCCAAGUAUUCACUGAGACGGUCCAGUGACCUUUACAAGAUGGCUUACCUGUACGGGGUCCAAAAUAUGCUACCUCCAAUGAAGAAGAAGUUCUUCGAGGAAAAAUAUGAAAACAAGAAGAUGAUGAAAGGUGUAUUACUACCAAAAGGACAUAAGCAUGAGCUACAACGCGAAGGUAAGAUAGCAAAGAUGCAGGAAGCCAUUAAGAAUGCAGAUAAAUUCAUCAUUGACGCUAAAGGUGCCAAAUAUAUGAGAAAACUCGAGGAAAAGAAGAAGGCAAACGCCAAGACAUGGUUCUAG
Molecule: messenger RNA, 465 nt
Organism: Torulaspora delbrueckii
Lineage: Eukaryota; Fungi; Ascomycota; Saccharomycetes; Saccharomycetales; Saccharomycetaceae
Gene: MRPL25
Product: mitochondrial 54S ribosomal protein mL59
Exons: 1
Coding region: 1-465 (154 amino acids)
Cellular component (GO): mitochondrial large ribosomal subunit
Molecular function (GO): structural constituent of ribosome
Source: RefSeq, a predicted model, not a curated record